AUGGCACCAAUGCUAGGCGAUUGGGAUGGCUCAAGCAAGGCGAACGCAGUGCCACAGCUUGAUCCUUGCUCCUCCACUAAGAGUGUUCUCUAUGUCGAUGCCUACGACUCUUUCUCCUACAAUGUUGUCGCCAUGCUGGAGGAGACCCUGGGAGUCAAAGUCACAGUAAUGACCAUCGACUCAGAAUGGCCGGAUUCCAAUAUUAGUGGAUUUCUCCAGCACUUCGAAGCCGUCGUUCUUGGGCCGGGACCAGGAGACCCUAAUGUACCUGCCGAUAUCGGUAUCAUGAAAGACAUCUGGAACCUUCAGGACUCAGAACUCCUUCCCGUUUUUGGUAUCUGUCUUGGGUUUCAAAGCCUUUGCCUUCAUCAGGGUGUUCCGAUAGAGCGGCUCCCAUACCCGAUUCAUGGGCAGAUUCACAAGAUAUCCACGACAUCGAAGGAUAUAUUUGAACAUCUACCGGAGGUAGAGGUGACACUUUACCACUCACUCUAUGCCAACUCAGCUUCUUCAACAUCCACUGAUUUGGAAUACUUGGCUUGGUUAUCUCUAAAGGAUCGCCCAAAUGUACAGAUACCUAUGGCAGCUCGCCAUCUGAAAAAGCCAUUCUGGGGUGUGCAGUUCCACCCGGAGUCCUGCAAAUCAGAAAUUAACGCCUGCAGGGCGCUUCUUCGAAAUUGGUGGAAGAUGGCUCAGAGAUAUAACAAGCUCGUUGGACGCGAGGGAUACUGUUCCCUUCCCAGCACAGUCAUCAGCCCCCAUACAGCUCCCAGUCCAUUCCCCGAUGCUGCUUAUGAGAUGCUCAGCUGGAGCAAGUCAACUUCGAAGAUUUCAGCUUUCCGGUCCCUUGACCGACCCGACUUGACCGCGGAGGCUAUCAGUGAAAUGUUCAACAAACCAGGUUCGCCAACAGUCCUUUUUCAAUCCAAUGGUCAAUACAGCAUCGCUUCGGUGCCUAGUCCUGGCUCAUGGCGGUUCGAAUACAAUGUCGAGACACAUCAACUUCGAUUGCUCCAACUGUGUGGCGACUACAAAGAGGCUGAGAGUUAUAUUACUGUUGCUCAAUUGUGGGAUGCUUUACGGUAUUUGAUGGAAAUGAAGAAGGUUGAUUCAGGGAACUCUCGGGUGCCAUUCUGGGGUGGCUUCCUGGGGUAUCUCUCCUACGAACUUGGACUCACUUGUCUUCCCCACCCAGGCUAUGCACAGGCUUCUGAGCCACGAAGGCCCUCCAAGACUGAGAAAUCUUCAUCUAAUCCUGCAUUUGCGGAUCCACCCGAUGUCAGCCUUUUGUGGUGUGAAAGAAGUAUCGUUGUUGACAAUAUCACUGGCGCCAUUGUUAUUCAAUCCACUCGUGAUACUGACGCGGAUUGGCUUGAUGAGACACUACAGCAGCUGCAACAGUUCUCAGAUAGUGGCAAUGAUACAUCGGCAGAUCAGGGCUUGGAUUCACUUCUCCGGGAAAGCAAAAUUCAGUUCCCCGAAGAAACGGAUUACAAGCAGAAAAUCGAGUCAUGCAAAGCGGAGCUGGAAGCCGGUGAAUCUUAUGAGCUAUGUCUAACCUCUGAGACGUCAAUCACCUUGCCAGUUCCAGAAGUGGAAUCAGAUCGUUUGAUGUUCCCCUGGAGGCUGUACAGGCGACUCAAAACAUACAACCCAGCUGCAUUCAGCGCUUUCGCAGAUCUAGGAGAUACAAAAAUUGCGAGCAGCAGUCCAGAAUGUUUCCUCAACUGGGACCGUGAGUCGACACUGGAGAUGAAGCCAAUGAAAGGCACAGUCCGAAAGUCACCAGGCAUGACCAUGGAAAAGGCCUGUGAGAUUCUCGGCUCUACGAAAGAGAUGGCCGAGAACCUGAUGAUCGCAGAUUUGAUCCGGCAUGAUCUGUACGGCAUCUGCGGAUCAGGUGGCGUUCAUGUCGAGAAGCUGCUAGAAGUUGCAGAUUACGGCCGAGUGUAUUCAAUGAUUACCCACAUCAAGGGCAAGAUCCGCCCCAACCACCCUGGUUUCGCUGUGCGACACAUGUGUCAGCUGAAUACCCCAAACAUGUCUGUUCAUGGCCUCGCUACCCUCCAACGGUGCCUUCCACCGGGUUCCAUGACUGGUGCACCUAAGGAACGCUCUUGCAUGCAUCUUCGCACUAUUGAGAAUCGCAAGCGUAGCAUUUACUCCGGUGUGAUGGGUUUCCUUGACCUUGGAGGAGGUGGAAGCUUCUCGGUUCUGAUUCGCUCAGCAUUCACUUGUUCUGGUGGUCGAGACUACACCGAUAAUAAGCAGCAGACCUGGCGAAUCGGCGCUGGGGGUGCUAUUACCACACUCAGCACAGCGGAGGGCGAAUGGGAUGAGAUGUUGACCAAACUGCGUGUAGUUUGCAACGUCUUCAAACCGCUUGAUGAAGGCGAGAAAUCUGCCGCGACGUCUUGA
This is a messenger RNA of Penicillium vulpinum, 2418 nucleotides long. It is a transcript of the gene pabA, whose product is annotated as aminodeoxychorismate synthase pabA. NCBI's taxonomy places the organism in Eukaryota, Fungi, Ascomycota, Eurotiomycetes, Eurotiales, Aspergillaceae. Gene Ontology annotation, biological process: L-tryptophan biosynthetic process. Bases 1 to 2418 code for a protein of 805 amino acids. The transcript has a single exon. The record is from RefSeq and is a predicted model, not a curated record.